This is a messenger RNA of Eufriesea mexicana, 1782 nucleotides long. Its product is annotated as homeobox protein Nkx-3.2. Bases 1 to 1743 code for a protein of 580 amino acids. Gene Ontology annotation, biological process: cell differentiation; regulation of transcription by RNA polymerase II. The transcript is spliced from 2 exons. NCBI's taxonomy places the organism in Eukaryota, Metazoa, Arthropoda, Insecta, Hymenoptera, Apidae. Gene Ontology annotation, molecular function: DNA-binding transcription factor activity, RNA polymerase II-specific; RNA polymerase II cis-regulatory region sequence-specific DNA binding. Gene Ontology annotation, cellular component: nucleus. The record is from RefSeq and is a predicted model, not a curated record.
AUGUGGAGGAUGCAGGAAGGCAGGACCGUGUCGCCUUUAGGACCGGUCGUCCUACCGCGGGAGGAAGCGGAUAUGCGUGCCGGGCUGUCGCUGCCGCCUCAAGAAAGGAGGCACGUGUUGCUCCACGUACGCACCAGCGAGCCUUUUGUACGCUACGACAACGUGCGUCAACAGCACUCGCCGUCGACCUCGCCGAUCCUGCGGCCCGUCGACAGGGACCAGUUCCAUUGCGAGAUGGACGCGCCGUCGACCAAGGAGAAGAGGAUAGACGCCGAGGUCGACGAGGAAGAGGAGCAGGACGAGGAGGAGGAGGAGGACGGGGAUCACGAGAGAAACGCCUCGACCAGGAGGAACAUCGUCGAGGACGAGGAGGAGGACGAGGAGCAGGAGGAAGAGGAGGAGGAAGUGCAUCCUGGGAGUAGAAACGGCAACUACCAGGAGGACGAGGAAGUCGAGGUGGACGUUUGCCGAGACGAGGUGGACGAGAGCAACCCCAGUAGCCCCGUAGACCUGACCGCGCCUUCGUCCAGGGGUGCCGGGUCCGAUCAGUUCCUUAACCCGUUCGCGAACAGAGGCGUGCAUCCUUUCUCGUGUGUUCAGACCGGUGGACAAACCGCUGGCCACGGGACUCCUGUGUACAUAUCCGCUCACGCCGCCGCUGCUUCCACGGGGAUGACCGUAUGCACUUCCGAGAACGCGGCUCGAACCACCGGCACGUCCAUCGGCAGCAUCACCACGACCGCCAGCACCGUGCAGGCCAACAAACGGUGCUUGGCCUUCUCGGUGGAGAAUAUCUUGGACCCCAACAAGUUCACCGGCGGCCGCGUCGUGCACAGUCGCGUUCAGCACCGACGACAUCGGCGGGCCGACAGCGUCCACGAAGAUGGCGACUCGCGGGGCGAGUUCGCCUGCGGCAGCGGCCAGGAGGACGAAGAGGGCACACCGGACACGGGGAUGGAGGACAUGGACGAGGACCCGGACGAAGAGGACGAAGACGAGGACGUGGAGAUGAGGGUGACGGACCAGGAGUCCUCGAACGCUGGCCGGGAGAGCAGUACCGCCGCCGCGAGCAACGUUCCCUCGUCGAACUGCAAGAAACGACAGUCCUCCUCCUCCUCCUCGUCGUCCAGCAGCGUCCAGGCCCAGGGUUGUCAGGGCCAGAACCAAACCGGCCAGAACGGCACCAGUGGUGGCGGUGGCACAGGCGGCAAACCCAGAAGAGCCAGGACGGCGUUCACGUACGAACAACUGGUCGCCCUGGAGAAUAAGUUCAAGACCACCAGAUACCUGUCGGUCUGCGAACGCCUGAACCUGGCUCUGUCCCUCUCCUUGACGGAGACCCAGGUCAAGAUCUGGUUCCAGAACCGUCGAACCAAAUGGAAGAAGCAGAAUCCCGGGCUAGACGUGAACAGUCCCACGGUGCCCACCACGCCGCCUCAUCCUCCGCCUUACGCGCCAGCCUUCCUCUUCGCCACGCAUCCUCAUCAGCACCCGCUGCCACACUCGCACACGCACCCUCACCCACACGCCCACGUCCAUCAUCCGCCGCCCGUGCCGCCGCCGCCACCUGGCUAUUAUCACCCUGCCGCGCCACCUUAUCCUCCGACAGGGCCGACGUUCUUCGGUCAUCACCUGUCCGCCACCCCCGCCACGGCGUCCGGCCCACCGCCCACCUCCACGCCAUCCUCCACGGGCCUGGCCCUGUCGACGCAUCCACAUCCGCACACGCAUCCGCACGCGUAGCGAACUCGACAAUCCAUCGCGCGGACGUCGUCUUCGCCU